UUCACAAAAUUACUCGCUCGUCUGUUAAAAUUGUGCAAAAGUCCAAAAGAAAAACCCCCAAAUGUUCCCUUUUUUCUACUAAAAUUCUAUUUUUAUAAAAUAAAAAAUACAAAUAAAUGUGUGAAAAAUCGAAAUCAAUCAAAUUGAAACGUUAGAAAAGGCGUUUUUGAGUAAAUAACAUCAAUUAAAUGAAUUAACCAACAAAAUUUUCAAGUGUGUAUCCGAGGAGAAGGCCCUUCUUUCACAACAAACAUGGAUAUCGAAUUGAAUGGCCCAACAACAGAAAUUCUUACAAACGGAAACAAAGAAUCGGAUCCAGCAUCAUUAAGCAACCCAGACGAAGCUGACGACGACGAUAACAAAAAAAUCCCUGUAACAACAAAGGAAUUGGAAUUGAGACCAUUAGUAACAAGUUGUGAAGCAGUGGGGGCGGUGGCGUUGACAGCGGAGAAUGGAGAACGUAAAACGAUGGACUAUGACUGUGCCGAAUCGACAGGUCUCCUUUCCACCACCAACAGCUCCACAGUACGAUUACCAAUAGUUGGUAUGACUUGCCAAUCAUGUGUUCGCAACAUAGAAUCCACAAUAUCCACAAAACCAGGUAUCCUGAAAACACAAGUAAUUCUCAACGAAAAUGCCGGCUACUUUGACUACGAACCCAGUCGAAUAAAUCCCGAACAAAUUGCCUUCGAAAUUGAAGAAAUGGGUUUCGAAUGUCCCUACCCAAGCAGUAAUCCUUCAACCAUCAAAUCAACCCCGAUUACACGAAUUCGUGUAAUUGGCAUGACUUGUAAUAGUUGCGUACGAAAUAUCGAGGGAAACAUCGGCACUCGGCCGGGAAUUGUUUCAAUAAAGGUGAGUCUAGACGAGAAACGUGCCACAGUCGAGUAUGACAGUACAAUACUAAAACCUCCAGAAAUAGCCGAAAUGAUCGAUGACAUGGGCUUUGAAGCGUCCGUGGAAGACGAUGACGGUGGGGGCGAAGUAGCACAAUCAGGAGAGACCAUCAAGAAGACUGACAAAUCACCGAAACGUGAUAAGAACAAAGCUGGUGGUGAUGCACUCGUGAUAUACGAUGAUCUACCAAAUGGCAAAGGCAAACUCAACGGUGGAGCGUUGAAUGUCGAAAUGGAACAGCAUCUGACCAAAUGUAUGGUCCACAUACAGGGUAUGACCUGUGCCAGUUGUGUGGCCGCCAUCGAGAAGCACUGCAAGAAGAUCUAUGGAGUAGACAGCAUCCUGGUGGCACUCCUGGCCGCCAAGGCAGAGGUAAAGUUCAAUGCAAACGUUAUAACUGCCGAGAAUAUAGCCAAGUCAAUUACCGAACUCGGCUUCCCGACGAGUGUCAUUGAGGAGCCUGGUUCUGGGGAAGCCGAAGUUGAAAUAGAAAUCCUUGGAAUGACCUGCUCAUCGUGUGUAAAUAAAAUCGAACAAACGGUGCUAAGGACAAAAGGCAUUACUCAUGCCGCUGUCGCUUUGACCACAAAGCGAGGAAAGUUUCGUUACAACUCAGAAGAGACCGGAGCUCGAAAUAUCUGCGAAACCAUUCAAGCAUUGGGUUUCGACGCCCAUCUGCUGUCGAACAAAGACAAGAUGGCCCACAGCUAUCUGGAGCACAAGGAAGAGAUCCGAAAAUGGAGGAAUGCGUUCCUAAUUUCGCUGCUCUUUGGAGGACCUUGUAUGGUCGCUAUGGUCUAUUUUAUGGUAGAGAUGGAGAUUCAUGGACACGACACUAUGUGUUGCAUUGUCAAUGGUCUUUCCAUGGAGAAUCUCGUUAUGUUUCUCCUCUCAACGCCAGUGCAGUUCUUUGGAGGCUGGCACUUCUAUGUGCAGGCCUAUCGGGCGGUGAAGCACGGAACUACCAACAUGGAUGUCCUCAUAACUAUGGCGACGACGAUAAGUUACAUUUACUCUGUGGCUGUUGUGAUAGCUGCCAUUUUGUUGGAACAACGGUCGUCUCCGUUGACGUUCUUCGACACUCCCCCAAUGUUGCUGAUAUUCAUAUCCCUCGGUCGAUGGUUGGAACACAUUGCGAAGGGAAAAACUAGUGAAGCUCUGUCGAAAUUGUUGUCGCUUAAAGCCACCGAAGCAUUACUCGUUGAAAUCUCUGAAGAAUUUGAGGUUCUAUCGGAAAAGUUGAUUUCAGUGGACUAUGUCCAACGAGGUGACAUUCUCAAAGUAGUUCCAGGAUCAAAAGUACCCGUAGACGGGAAGGUCCUUUAUGGACAUUCAACCUGUGACGAAAGUCUCAUCACGGGCGAGUCAAUGCCUGUGGCGAAAAAGAAGGGAGCUGUAGUGAUUGGAGGAUCCAUCAAUCAGAAUGGAGUUCUAUUCAUUACGGCGACACAUACGGGUGAGAACACAACUCUGGCGCAAAUUGUUCGUCUUGUAGAAGAAGCCCAGACCUCUAAGGCACCCAUUCAACAGCUAGCUGACAAAAUUGCAGGCUAUUUCGUGCCAUUUGUGGUGGCUGUGUCGACAAUCACUCUCAUCGGUUGGAUUAUAACUGGGUAUCUUGAUAUAUCCAAGCUCCCCAUCCCAGACCACAACAAGGAAGGAUUGAAUGAGAAUGAGAUCAUAAUUGGUUAUGCAUUUAGGUGCGCCUUGAGUGUCCUGGCAAUUGCUUGUCCGUGUGCUCUUGGUUUGGCAACUCCAACUGCCGUCAUGGUUGCUACUGGAGUUGGAGCUACAAAUGGUGUAUUGGUCAAAGGAGCUGGACCACUAGAAAAUGCUCAUAAGGUCAAGACAAUUGUAUUUGACAAAACAGGAACCAUUACCCAUGGAACUCCAAUGACCUCAAGAAUCAUAAUGUUUGUCAAACCAACUGUGUGUAAUCUGGCUCGAAUGUUGACAAUUGUAGGAGCCGCCGAAACCAACAGUGAACAUCCUUUAGCAUCAGCUAUUGUUAAAUUCGUGAAGGACAUGUUAAAUGUAGAGCAAUUUGGUAAGUCGAGUAAUUUUCAAUCGGUUCCUGGUUGUGGGAUCAAAUCCACGGUCUCAAAUUACGAACAAGGACUUAAAGAUGCCUCAAACUCAGAGAAGAUCAUCAAUUAUGAGAAUUCUUAUCGAACUAGUGCCAUGGCUGUGCACAUGGUAAAUGGAGUCUCCAUCGAGGAAGUCAUCCCAUCAUUGAAUACCAUUCAAAAGAACACCCUUGAACUUCAACAUCUUUUGGAAUUCGACGACGCUGUCGGAGAUGCUGAAUCAGCUGUCAAACCAAUUGUUGGCAAUGAAAUCGCUGUGUUGAUAGGAAAUCGUGAAUGGAUGCAUCGCAAUGGAAUCUUGGUUCCCGCCGAAAUUCAUGCGAAAAUGACCGAAGAAGAAAACGUUGGCAAUACAGCCGUUCUCUGUGCUUUGAACAAUCAGCUGAUUUGUAUGAUUUCCGUAUCGGAUAUGGUCAAACCAGAAGCACAUCUUGCCGUCUAUACAUUGAAAAAGAUGGGAAUUGAAGUGAUUCUCCUUACGGGAGAUAAUAAAAACACAGCAGUGAACAUAGCCCACCAAGUAGGAAUCACAAGAGUCUAUGCAGAAGUUCUUCCAUCUCAUAAGGUUGCCAAGAUUCAGAGACUUCAAGAGGGCGGAAUACGAGUGGCUAUGGUUGGGGAUGGUGUAAAUGAUAGCCCUGCUCUUGCGCAAGCUGAUGUUGGAAUUGCGAUAGCUGCUGGCACAGAUGUCGCAGCUGAAGCUGCUGAUGUGGUUUUAAUGAGGAAUGAUUUGCUAGACGUCGUUGCUUGUUUGGAUCUGUCUCGAAAAACAGUGAGACGCAUUCGACUUAAUUUUCUCUUUGCCAGCAUGUACAAUCUCUUGGGUAUACCUUUGGCAGCUGGAGUUUUUACAACAUUCGGUCUGAUUCUUCAGCCUUGGAUGGCUUCCGUCGCGAUGGCUGCGAGUUCGGUUUCGGUUGUGUGUUCGUCAUUGUUAAUUAAAAUGUAUAAGAAACCAACAGCGGCAUCAUUACAAACUGCUGAAUACUUAAGGCUUAUUAGUGAAACCGAUAGAGAACCAGACAACGUUUCAGUACAUAGAGGUCUUGAGGAUAUUCCAAGACCGAACCUUAGUCGAUCGAAUAGCUCAACAUUGUCAAGAUUAUUCUGUCGAUCAAGUAAAAUCGAUCCAAAUGAAGACCGCCUACUCUCGGGAAAUCCAGAGGACGAAGAUGGAUUUUUACGUGUCAAAAUUGUCAAAGGCAAGACAGAAAAAGACGUCACAGAAAUGCAAAAACUGUAGAUUUUUAAUUAUACAUUUUUGUACCGGAAUUAGAUUUGUGAAUUGAUUAUUUUAUUGAAUUUAACAUUAAGAUAAUGUGUCCAUUAAUUGGUAUUUAGAAAGAGAGGUGUCUUUAUAAAAUGAAGUUUGUUAAUAGUUCUAUUUUUUCCGAUCGUGAUAUUUAACUUUAAAAAUGUAAAAACAAAUGUAUACAUGUACAUUAUUCUAACAUAGCUGCAUUAUUCUAUUAUUAUCCUAUCCAACCCAUUUAUUGCAUUUUGUUUUGUAUUCCUUGGAAACUAUUUUAAGUUUAUGGUUCAAUUUUGAAAAGUACUUAAAAAACAAAACCUAUAAUGUUUUCAAUUUUUUGCCAAGCAUCAAAAUAUAUUUUUGAGCAUACAUUUCCCAUCCAAUAUGAAACGCAGCCACUUUUCAAUUAAGAAGAAGUCAAAAAAAUUAAGUUUCAUUUUUGUUUUAUUGUUAUAUUUUUUAAGAUAUUAAAAAAGUUAGGGAAUUAUAUUGAUAAUUGUAAGUUUUAUUUUUUUUGUUUAUAAAAUUAUAUUCAUCACACAUUAAAUAAGUAAAUAAAAAUCUAUUUUAAUUGUUAAGUAAACUAUUAUAACAUAUAAUUUUACUAUUUACACAAAACUCUAUAUUAAAAUAAAUAUAUAUAUUUUAUAAUAUCUAGAUAA
Molecule: messenger RNA, 4898 nt
Organism: Eupeodes corollae
Lineage: Eukaryota; Metazoa; Arthropoda; Insecta; Diptera; Syrphidae
Gene: ATP7
Product: copper-transporting ATPase 1
Exons: 8
Coding region: 253-4227 (1324 amino acids)
Biological process (GO): monoatomic cation transport; copper ion homeostasis
Cellular component (GO): perinuclear region of cytoplasm; membrane; trans-Golgi network
Molecular function (GO): ATP hydrolysis activity; P-type divalent copper transporter activity; copper ion binding
Source: RefSeq, a predicted model, not a curated record